AUGGAAGCAGUCAACACCACUGAGCGGCUCGCAGCGCUGCGGCAGCUGAUGAAGAAGAACAAGGUGGACAUCUACAUUGUUCCGUCGGGAGAUGCCCACUCUUCAGAGUACAUUGCACCAACCGAUGCGCGCCGCGAGUUCAWAYCAGGCUUUACGGGAUCUGCAGGCACGGCCAUUGUGUCGACGGAGAAGGCAGCGUUGGCAACAGAUGGCCGGUACUUUAAUCAGGCCGGCCAACAGCUCGAUUCCAACUGGACGCUGCUCAAACAAGGCCUACAAGAUGUUCCAACGUGGCAGGAGUGGACGGUAGAGCAAGCCGAGGGCGGCAAGACUGUUGGUGUAGAUCCAACCACCAUCACAGCUCCCGAGGGCAGGAAGCUGGCCGAGAAGAUCAAGAAGAAGGGUGGCAAAAAUCUGGUGGCUCUGGCGGAGAAUUUGGUUGAUCAGGUCUGGGGCAAACAGAAGCCAGCCAGACCAAAUGAGCAGGUCAGAGUACUGGGAAUGGAGUAUGCCGGCAAGAAAUUCCAAGAAAAGAUCGAAGAGCUACGGAAGGAGCUGGAGAAGAAGAAAGCUGCAGCGUUCGUGGUGAGCAUGCUGGAUGAGGUGGCAUGGCUCUUCAACUUGCGCGGCAACGACAUUCCAUACAACCCAGUCUUCUUCUCAUAUGCUGUCGUCACGCCUACUACAACCACACUCUACAUCGACGAAAGCAAGCUCCCGGACAACGCAAAAGCCCACCUGCUGGGCGUCGAGAUUCGUCCAUAUGAGAGCAUAUUCUCCGAAAUUGCUGCCAUGGCUUCUUCCAACUCCGAGGCAAACGGCAGUGGCGCACCUAAACGCAAGUACCUGAUCUCCAACACAGGGUCGUGGGCGCUUUCUCACGCCCUUGGCGGAGAAGACACAGUCGAUGAGAUUCGCUCUCCCAUUGCCGAUGCCAAAGCCAUCAAGAACUCCACCGAGCUAGAAGGAAUGCGAAACUGCCAUAUUCGCGACGGUGCCGCUUUGAUAGAGUACUUUUCAUGGCUGGAGGAGGAACUGAUCGUCAAGAAGUCCAAGAUCGAUGAGGUCCAAGGCGCAGACAAACUAGAGUCAAUACGCAGCAAGCACGAUAAGUUUGUCGGUCUCUCAUUCGACACCAUCUCCUCCACGGGUCCAAACGCGGCCAUUAUCCACUACAAACCGGAACCCGGCAACUGCAGUAUCAUUGACCCCGAGAAGGUGUAUCUCUGCGACUCCGGCGCACAAUAUCUGGACGGUACAACGGACACGACCCGCACACUCCACUUUGGAACGCCCACAGCCCAAGAGCAGGAGGCGUACACGCUUGUACUAAAAGGUCACAUCGCUCUUGAACUUGCUGUAUUUCCCAAGGGCACGUCUGGCUUUGCGCUCGACACACUCGCACGCCAAUACCUAUGGCAAUACGGACUGGAGUACCGCCACGGCACCGGCCAUGGUGUUGGCUCGUUCCUCAACGUACACGAAGGACCCAUUGGCAUUGGAACGCGGAUACAAUAUUCAGAAGUGCCUCUCUCGGUUGGUAACGUGAUAUCCAACGAGCCAGGUUACUACGAAGACGACAACUUCGGCAUUCGGAUUGAGAAUGUAAUCAUGGUUCAGGAGAGGAAGACAAAGUAUCGAUUUGGCGACAAGCCUUACUUUGGCUUCGAGCACGUUACGAUGGUUCCGAUGUGCAGAAAGUUGGUAGACGUCCAAUUAUUGACGACCGAGGAGGUCGCAUGGCUGAAUGCGUAUCAUGAGGAAGUGUUGGAGAAGACCAAGCCUCUGCUGAAGGACGAGCGGAGUCUGAAGUGGUUAGAAAGGGAAUGUCAACCGUAUUGA
This is a messenger RNA of Ramularia collo-cygni, 1842 nucleotides long. RefSeq names its product probable aminopeptidase P, cytoplasmic. Bases 1 to 1842 code for a protein of 613 amino acids. Gene Ontology annotation, molecular function: metalloaminopeptidase activity. Lineage: Eukaryota; Fungi; Ascomycota; Dothideomycetes; Mycosphaerellales; Mycosphaerellaceae. The transcript has a single exon. The record is from RefSeq and is a predicted model, not a curated record.